AUUAGAACACAGUUUCCCAUACUUUUAACCGUUGAUAUCGCUCGUCUACACAGAGGAAAGCAGAGUAGCGUCUAGAACCGCACGCACGCAACGGCACCCCUUCAAAUUUGCUUCUGACACUUAAACGCGUAAACACUGAGGGAAACCUUUGCACGCGACCUGCAGAACAUCACGGUGCUUUUGUCAACACACUACGCAUCUCAAAGGUACACGAGUGUAAACAAGCGAGGAGAGACUGAGAGCAAAAAAAAAACACUCGAGAGGUUCGCCAAUAGCCAUAUAAAACAACCUUCAACGAACCACUUUUUCUUGUUUCCCUUGUCUCUUGCUGGUACCCGUUCAUCUCUGCAACCUCAGCUGAGCCGUCGAAGAGAGACACAUUACACCAUAUAGACCGUCCUGUACAUUCUCAGUCACUGCAGUCACCAAAUAUGUCCGACAAAGAAGCGCUUCUUCAUUUCCAACGCAAGAGAGUCAGCUCUGAGAUGGUCCAGUACCUCGUUGACGUGACGAACUCGCUGAUCAAAGUGAAGACCUCCGCGUAUCCAUCACCACCGUCUUCACCAUGUUCGUAUUCCCAGAGUGCGUCACAGCCAGUGCCGCUUUUCGAGUUCAUCCGUCGCUUGAUCAAACACUCAAAUGUCCAAACACCAACGCUGAUGUCCACUUUGGUCUAUUUGGCACGUCUAAAGGCUAUUCUCCCUUCAAAUGUGUAUGGAAUUGAAACCACUCGCCAUAGAAUCUUUCUCGGAUGUCUGAUCCUAACGGCAAAGAGUCUAAACGAUUCGUCACCAAUCAAUAAGCAUUGGACUGCUUAUACCGAUGGCUUACUACAAAUUGAGGAGGUGAACACAAUCGAACGUGAGUUGCUGGAGUACCUCAAUUGGGACCUGACCAUCACAAAUGACGAUUUGAUCGCCUCACUAGGAUACUUCUUAGAACCUAUAAAGAUGGAUUUGAAGAGACGCGCACAGGAACAGCUCGCACAACGCCAAAAGCUGUACUACACACCGGCAAAUACGACUUCAACAACUCGCCUUUCGGCGUUGCUAUCUGCCACUCCAAGGGCACAAGACUCUAUCGUUUCUGCUUCUUCUUCACUAAGCUCAAUGCCAAGUCUGAUGUCUGCAAGCAGCUCAAGAUCAACACUCUCGAGCCUUUCAUCUGCACAGUCAAACUCUUCAUUACAUAACCACUUGAGACAACCGCCAGUACUACUGGAAGAGGUACAACCUUUGAAGACGAAGAAUAUGAACGUUGUACAGAGGGAGAUCAAGAAACCAGCGUCUUCGUUCAACAGUCUGGUCAACGCUGGUACGCUAAAGGUUUGACCGCAUAAUGAGUCCCACUUUAAUCAGAGAUGAUAGUAAAAUUUCAGCGCACUGUGAACUCCACGGGUUGGACAGCAGGUCGAAUACAGCAAACGAACAAACCAAAUCACACUUAGUGAAUACAAUGACAAUCU
Molecule: messenger RNA, 1465 nt
Organism: Williopsis jadinii
Lineage: Eukaryota; Fungi; Ascomycota; Saccharomycetes; Phaffomycetales; Wickerhamomycetaceae
Product: cyclin PCL2
Exons: 1
Coding region: 432-1331 (299 amino acids)
Biological process (GO): regulation of cyclin-dependent protein serine/threonine kinase activity
Cellular component (GO): nucleus; cyclin-dependent protein kinase holoenzyme complex
Molecular function (GO): cyclin-dependent protein serine/threonine kinase regulator activity; protein kinase binding
Source: RefSeq, a predicted model, not a curated record